This is a messenger RNA of Saccostrea echinata, 4963 nucleotides long. RefSeq names its product anillin-like. Gene Ontology annotation, biological process: actomyosin contractile ring assembly; mitotic cytokinesis; septin ring organization. Lineage: Eukaryota; Metazoa; Mollusca; Bivalvia; Ostreida; Ostreidae. Bases 195 to 4145 code for a protein of 1316 amino acids. The record is from RefSeq and is a predicted model, not a curated record. Gene Ontology annotation, cellular component: actomyosin contractile ring. The transcript has 20 exons.
CGCCAAUUUUAAAUAUUGUAAACAAGUGCCACGCGAUUAGUGUUCAAAUGUUUUAGCCUGAUUAUAAGCUCAGCGAUGGAUCCUUACACAGAAUGCAAAGGUUAAGAAUAUGCAUGGUCACGUGGGAUGAGAUAACACAAAAUUCAAAAAAGAUUGAAGACUGGCGGUAAGAUAAAAGGAGACGUUCAUUUAAAAUGAUGUCGGACAGCAUACGAGAGGGGUCUGAUAGUUCGUUUGAGGAACUUGCAGAUAAAACAAUCGAGAAUAUCGAUAUAUCUAAAUUGGGAUCUUUUGAAGAGAUCGCAGUGGAAUCCUUUCAGGAACUUGAAAAAUAUAACGAGCAGGAACUCUCAUCAGGCGACCUACAGAGACUGUUAGAAAAAACACGACAUCGUAGAGAAGUUCUGAAUCAGAAACUGGGAAAAACUCCAGAUGUGACUCCAAGAAAGCGAAUUCUAGAGCAGAAUCUGGCGAGAGAAAAUGUACCUGCUGUGUCUCUCACUGCAAAGGAUGGUUCCCCAGGGAAGAGGCAGUGUGUACGUGAUGAAGAACAGCUAGUUCACCCAGACACACCAGCUAUAAAUGGAGUCAAGUCUAGAAUGCAGACCUUAGCCAAACAAAGAGAGCAUUUCUCAGAGAUGGAAACAGAUGUGUGUAACAGUGGUAAAGAAGUUCCAGUACAGAACAAUAUCACCUCUCAGAGGGAGGAAGCAGGGAUUUCAAAGGAAAAUGUAGGAGAGACAGGGGCUCCUAGUGGAAGGAGGGGACGGUUUGCUCACCUGGCUCAGACCAUCAGUACCUGGGAGGAUGAUUUGAGCCACCCAACAAUUCACAAACCAGAGGAACCUAAACCAAGAUGGCAGCCACCUAAACCAGACUCAGUUACAGGUCCACUCAAACCAGCACCAGUGAAAACUACCCCAAGCCCUCCACAGUCGUCAGUGAAGCCCCCACCAGCACCACCGGCCCCAGUUGUUCCUUCCCCAAAGAAAACACAUGCCCCACCACCGCCUACAACCACAGCCAGUAAACAGUGGACAAACUGUAGCAGUAAGCCUGAAGAUAGAAAACCUCAAUUACAGAAGGAAAGACAAGAGGAGGCCACCUCUAAAUCUGUGUCUGAGAGACUCAAUAGCUGGAAGUCCUCUGAAACUCCUAAAAAGGAAAAGCCAGUAGAUCCAUCUGAACAACCAGUCUCUGCCAAAAAAGCUGUGUGGGAGCAGAAGAUAUCGACCCCUACAGCAUCUGUCAGCAGGGUGCAGCACCCAGUCCGACAGAUGGCCACUCCCAUCUCUGAUAAGCCACCACUAUCCAAACCACAGUUCUCAGAGUCCAAGAAUCCAAGUGCUCCCACUCAGGCGGAGUCCAGGGUAGAAAAAGGUGACCCUGCAGCUCAACCAGUGUCAGCCAGGAUGGCAUCAUGGCAGCAAAGAAUGUCCGAGUCAACACCACGAAAAGAGGAUGAACCAACAGCUUACUCUGUCAAUGCCAGAAUGUCAGCAUGGGAAGAGAUGUCCUCAAGCAAUAAGGUGUCUUAUAUUAAAAAGGUGGACCCCAGCAGUGUUUCACCUGGCAAGAAAUCUCCAGUGAAGGCUCCAGUGUAUGGUAGUGCUAAAAAAUCAACUCCAGUAAAGGCUAUUGGACAAACUACAGAAAAUAAGAUGGUCACUCCAUCAAAAUCAGUCAAGGAGAAUAUAUUACAGAAAGCUGAUCACAUUAAAGCAGCAACUGAGAGUCCAGUAAAGACUGAAGCCACACCAGGGAAGAUAGGCAGCGCUACUAAGAUCAUGCAACAGAAGCUGCUGGAGCAGGUGUCUCACGGAAAAACAGCGGACACUGCGGAGAAGAUGAGACGUGAGAGAAUGGAGGAAGUACAGCUGCUGCAGAAUCGGCAUCAGAAUGGGAUUCUCAAGGAGGAGGUCCCCACCAAAGAAAAGACCCCAAGUGACACAGAGGACCAGAAAUUGACCAAGGACAUUGGAGACAGCAGAAGGGAAGUCAUCAGAGCCAAGGCCAGAGCUGAUGACAGCAGUGAUGCAUCUUAUGACUUCAAAGAGAAACAAGGACAACCCACCUCCCAGGCCAAACCACCCGUGGCUAACAGUACUCAGUCAAAGAGUAACCCCUCACCCAGCAUAUACCGCCUCAUAUCACAGAAAAGAAAUGAGAAGCCAAGCAUGCCAGGAAACAAGGAUAGGAAGUCAGAUGACAGUUUUGACAGUACUGAAGAUGAGGAACUGUACACAAGGAGACCUCUGUCCUCAACUCAGGAGGAGAAGGAAGAGGAGGUAGUGUCCUCAACUGAUGAGGGGAUGCAGAGACAGCCUAGUGAAUCAGAAAGUGAUAUCGGUCCUCGGGCUCCCCUCCCCUUGAUGGAGGAGGAUGACUCGGACAGUGAUGAUGUCAGUUUUAGUGCUUUUGUCCCCGCCUCUGUCAGACGACAGAGUGUGCUGCCCAGUGGUCCACAGAAAGAACCGGAACAGAGGGAAAACAGACCCAAACCAACAAUAAACCCUGUGGCAUCAGUUCCUUCCAGCUGCAGGAGUGGCAGCAAUCUGGUGGUUCCUCAGCAGCAGACCAGCUCCAGUAGUCUGGAGAGUACAUCAAGUGAUCAGAGUUCUUACUCCACGGAAUCUAGAGAAUACUCGGAUACUGAAGAUGACGAAUCAUCAGAAAAUCAGAUCAAUGACCUCCUAGAUGAAGCUAUGAGUGAUGAGGAGGAGGAGACUGGUAAACCAAGAGCUGCUCCGCGCAAAAGACGAAGUCAUAUGAUGGCUACAAGUGAAGAAAAUGCUGGGAACCUGGCCUACAGUGUUAGCAUGUACAGGUCACGCAGAUACCUGCAUGAGUCUAAUUCUCCUAAGAAAAGAAUUAUUCGUAAUAGAGAGUUUGAGGAUUCUAUACAUGAAGAGAAUAUUGAGAUGCCUACACAGUUACCACCAGAGCUGGAACGCAAGAGCAUUCAGGAGAGAAUCCAGGAGCUUCAGGAAUUGGUCAGCCAGGAACAGAGUGUCAUCAUGCAGACCAGUAAUGCCCUAAACCAGUGCUGCUCCAGUAAUUCUUACUUCCAGGGUUCACCAGAACAAGUCGAGUGUAACAGACUCCUGCUUAUUGCCUGUCAAAAGAGACAAGCUUAUCUGACUGAGAUUCAGCGCUUAAAGGAGUCUGGAUGUUUAGACCCCCCAGGAUCUGGGCCCCGGGGAUCACUGACCAUAAGUGAUAUAAGGCUGCCACUGAAGAAAGAGUUUGUUACCAAGAUAGGAACUGGUUCAGAUAACACAGUUCACUACUUCCUGUUGUUGAUCCGAAACCAUGCCCAAGUGAUUGUGACCCAGAUGUUAUCUACACAUGACCCAAUGAUGAGAGGUAGUCUGGACUUCCCAAACCUGAUCAAAAUCCACGGCAUCUGUGGCAACUUCAAACUCAACCUGGAAAUAUACAGCAUGUCAAUAUCCAGAGAAGCUAUAAAGGACAAGAAAAGAAAAACUCCUAAAAAAGCCCCAAAAGGGCACCUGGCACCAGAUUUUUAUUUAGCUCCCAGUCCUGGUGGUCCUACGGCAGUGAGGACAACAAGUUUUACCCUGAUUACCACCCUCCCUAUCACCAUGAGGGCCCUGGACAAGACCUGCUUUACUCUUGAAAGGAUUCCAUAUUUGUCUCCACUUCAUGGCACAAUUUACAUGAGACUGAAAUGUUUAAUGGAACAAAAUGUAGAGGAAAGAGGAUUCUUGACAAUGUUUGAGGAUGUCAGUGGAUUUGGAGCCUGGCACAGAAGAUGGACUGCACUUCAGGGGAACAAACUCUGUUUCUGGAAGUAUCCUGAUGAGGAAAACAGGAAGGAGCCAAUGGGAAUAAUUGAUUUAAAGAGGUGCGUCACAGAGAAGGUGGGCCUAAUACCCAGAGACAUCUGUGCUCGCCCCAACACUUUUGAACUAGUCACAGUACGACAACCCAGGAGGGGGGAAGAGGACACUUUGAUUAGCAAGACGUACAACACCAUGACAACCAUUAGACACAUGAUUUCUGCUGACACUAAAGAGGAGAGAAUAAACUGGUGCAACAAAAUUAACAGGGCACUAGCUAACAUCAGAACCUGGCACUCAGAUGCGCUAAGACCAGUCAGAAUGCCAAAGACCACAGAGUGAUCAAAGCAUCACUGGACAGAGCUCUUUGAUGCAUUAACAUUUACUGAGUGCAAUAGAAAAAAAAUGGAUUCAGUUUUUGCUUUUAGCAUAAAACUUGGAUUUCUUAAUGAUUUUGAAUGAGUGUCAAGUAUUUAUUAGCUGACCUUUUUAAUAGAUAUUAAACACAUGCAUUUACAAUAUUUACUGUGCACUCCAUGUAUUGUAUACCAAUGUAAGGAAUAUGGGUAUUUAUCUACAUGUAGCUGUAGAAAUUAUAAACAAGCAUUUUCAGUUGAAGUGCAUCUCUAUCAGCUAUUCUCACUAUUACAAAAAAAAAGGAAAUAGAAUUUCACAGAUGUUGGGACACAUCCUACAUUGUAUGACCUCAGAGCUCUUAGCUUUUCUUUCUACAUUGUGUUGAUCACAAUCUUUUUCCUUCUCUCUGUCUUUCAAAUUUCUAAAACUUUGUCAUUAUACUUGUGCUGGUGUAACAUGUUAAGUUUACCUUGUACUGGAAUUGGUUGGGUGGAAUUAUUAUUAAUGUAUCAUUUCAAACAUUCUGCAAUCUCUUGUUUUAUUUAACUGAUGUACUAAAUAUUUCUGAGAAGGUGAUAAUCAUAUUCAAAAAUCAUCAUUGCUACCCUGCCUACUUGUUUGUUUGCUAUGCCCUAAGUUAUUGUAAUACCCCAAAUAAAAGCAUUUUGUGAUCAUGUAGAUAUAGAUUUUACUUGCAUUAAUUUACAGAUACGUAAUCUCAUUUUCCUUUUUAAAAUGUAUUCAAUAUGUCUAACAUGUAAAUCAUUGCAAACAUUUUUGGAUUAAAAUUUAGUCCACAUCAA